Molecule: messenger RNA, 4985 nt
Organism: Salvelinus namaycush (lake trout)
Lineage: Eukaryota; Metazoa; Chordata; Actinopteri; Salmoniformes; Salmonidae
Product: neurofascin-like
Exons: 26
Coding region: 1-3516 (1171 amino acids)
Biological process (GO): brain development; cell-cell adhesion
Molecular function (GO): cell-cell adhesion mediator activity
Source: RefSeq, a predicted model, not a curated record
AUGGGGAUGCUGGCCAGAUCCACUCUAUUACUACUGUUAUGGCAAGGACUGUCUGCCAUUGACGUCCCACUGGAAAUCAGACAGCCCCCCACCAUUAUAAAACAGUCGUUGAAGGAUCAUGUCGUGGACCCCAGAGACAACAUGGUCGUUGAGUGUGAAGCCAAAGGCACCCCUCACCCAAUUUUCUCAUGGAGGCGUAAUGGGAAGUAUUUCAAUGUGGCACGGGACCCUCAGGCCUCGAUGAGGAGACGUUCGGGGACGCUGGACAUCUAUGCCUGGGCUGACCCGGAGGCUUAUGAGGGGGAGUACCAGUGUGUUGCCACCAAUGAGCAUGGCACUGCAUACUCAAACAAGAUCAACCUACGCAUCUCUAGGGCCCCUCUGUGGCCCAGAGAGGUGUUGGAACCGGUAACGGUGAGUGUUGGUCUUCCUCUGGUCUUGGACUGCAGCCCUCCUCCAGGCCCUCCCAAACCUGAGACCUAUUGGAUGAGCAAGUUCAUGCUGCCUAUCAAACAAGACCGUAGAGUGUCUAUGGGGGUGAAUGGAGAUCUCUACUUCUCUAAUGUCUACGUCAAUGACUCUGCCACCGACUACUGCUGCAACGCACGCUUCCCCUACAAAAACAUUAUCCAACAGAAGAUGCCUAUUACCGUAAGAGUCCUUACAACCCGCAUGGUGUCUGAGGCCGCUCCCACCUUCCUGUCUCCAGCCGGGAGGUCCAGCUCCCAGACUGUUCUGCAGGGGGAGGAGCUGCUCCUCGAGUGCAUCGCUGCUGGAGUUCCAACCCCUGUCAUCACAUGGACCAAAGAUGGAGAGGAACUGGACACGACCAACAUGAAGGUGAAGAACUACAACAAGUUACUGCAGAUCCCUAAGGCCUCUUUUGAGAACUCUGGUGAAUACACGUGCACUGCCACAAACAAGAUUGGAUACCUGGAACACACCAUCACUGUCCGGAUCAAAGCGGCUCCGUUCUGGUUGGAAAAGCCCAGUAACCUGGUGCUUGCCCCAGAGGAGAAUGCACGCUUAGUGUGCCGCUCUGACGGCAUCCCCCGGCCCAGUAUCCGUUGGUUCAUCAACGGAGAUACAAUAGAGGAUGCUACUCCAGUCCCAAACAGGGAGGUGUCAGGAGACACAAUUACCUUCCGCUCUGUGACUGUGGCGAACACUGGUGUUUACCAGUGCAAUGCCUCUAACCAGUAUGGCUACCUGUUUGCCAAUGCCUACAUCAACGUACUGCAUGCAACGCCACGUAUCCUUAGGCCUAGGACUGAUCUGGUGAAGGUCAUUGAGGGCAGACGCGCCUGGCUAGACUGCCGCUAUUUUGGCUCGCCCGUGCCUGAUCUGCGCUGGUCUAAGUAUGGACUGGGCAACCUGGAGGGGAAUCACUUUAAAGUACACAGCAACGGGACACUACAGAUCAGAGGCACCCGUAUGGAUGACCAGGGGACAUAUGUGUGUAUUGUCAGCAACAAGGAAGGACGAGAUGAAAACCAGGUCAAACUAGAGGUCAAAGAGUCCACCAAAAUUCUCAAACGCCCAGAUAAUAUGAGAGUCCUCCGGGGGACUGAUGUCCGGUUGGAGUGUAAGGCCCAACAUGACCCCACGGUCGCCAUCACCACCACCUGGCUGAAGAACAAACAGUUCCUCAUCAUAGGCUGGAGGCUGUCGCUGGAUGAAUCAACUCUGGUCAUCACAAACGUCAACAGAGGAGACGAGGGCAAUUACACCUGCAUCAUCAAGACUGAGAUGGACAAGAACACUGCCUCCGCCCGCCUGGUGGUGAUGGAUCGUCCAGACCCCCCUACAAACUUGCAGUUGUCGGACCCCUUUGAGCGCAGCGUCAGGCUUACCUGGACCCCUGGAGAUAGCAAUCACAGUCCUAUCAAAGAAUACCUGGUGCAGUAUGAUGAUGACGACUGGUUACCUUUCAAGUGGAGAAACCUUUCCACGUACCCUGGAAACUUGAACUCUGUCAUUCUGCAACUGUCACCAUUCAUUAUCUAUGAAUUUAGGGUCAUUGCUAUCAAUGACAUUGGUAUGAGUAAACCCAGUCGCUCGUCAGCCAACUUCCAGACUGGUGGAGCACCUCCAGACGCCAUCCCUAAAAACAUCCAAGGAGUGGGAACAUGGAGAAACAACAUGAUGAUCAGCUGGGAGGCACUAAACAACAGAGAGUGGAACGGUCCCCACCUAAAGUACUUGGUGUGGUGGAAACGGAGGGAUUCCAGGGAGGAGUGGAAGAACGCUACCACUUGGUGGUGUAAAUACUACAUCUAUGACACAGACACCUUCACACCAUAUGAGAUAAAGGUCCAGGCUGUCAAUGACUUUGGGAUGGGCCCAGAGUCCACUGUCAUCAUAGGCUACUCUGGAGAAGACCGUCCCACUGCUGCCCCCCUCAACCUGCGUGUGUCCAGGAUAGAGGCCACUAAGGUCACCGUGCACUGGGACCCCGUGGCUCGCAGCAGCAUCAUGGGAGAACUGAAGGAAUACAAGGUGUACUUCUGGCGAGACAGUAGCCAGCUGAGGUGGCUGAGUGUGAGCAGGGCCAUGAAGUCUAAAGCCUUUCCAGCCAGCGGGCCGCGUCUCUCUGGUGUCCUGCCGGGACUCAUCCCUUACAGCAACUACAAGAUGUACAUAGUGGUGGCCAACAACCGAUACGAGGGACAUCCCAGUAACACCAUAGAGUUCUCCACUCCAGAGGGAACACCCUCUGCUCCAAGAUCCUUCAGAAUCCAGCAGAGACAUUUGGACAUGAUCUGGGUGGACUGGGACACUCCUGCAGAGCCCAAUGGCAUCGUCACCGGAUACAUACUCAAAUAUCAGACAGUGAACGCAACUCAGGGGGAGGAAUUGCACGUUGAGCAAUUUCCCCCAAACACCACCAGUUUUGCUGUUCGCCGAUAUGAUCGCUACACCCGCUAUAGAUUCACCAUAGCAGCACAGACUAGAAUCGGGGUAGGAGAAUGGUACACAGAGGAAUCACCCCAUUAUACAACUGAAGCUUAUGCUCGGGAGCAGGUGGACCUCUCCACUCAGGGCUGGGUAAUUGGUGUGAUGUGUGCUGUGGCUCUCUUCGUGCUCAUCCUGCUGGUCGUCUGCUUUAUCAAAAGGAGCCGAGGGGGCAAAUACCCAGUACGGGACAAGAAAGAAGUGACAUUGGAGCCAGUGGAUGACAAAGAUCAGGAGGGAUCAUUUGACUAUCGGUCUCUGGAAAGGAUAAGUCGUGUCACCACCAUUCCCUACUCUGCCCGACGGGAGGAAGAGACUAAAGUUGGCAGGGGCCAGACGACAGUAGACACCAUGAUGAAACGGACAGAUAGUGACGACAGUCUGGUGGACUAUGGUGAUGGACAGGAGAUUGAGUUCAACGAGGACGGCUCCUUCAUUGGCCAGUACACUGGACACAAGGAGAGGGAUGACAGAGACACAGAGUUCAGUGAGAGCAGGAGCCAGGAAGCCCACUCCCCGAUGGCCCACUCCCCCAUGAGCCCCAUCUAUUCAUUUGCAUAAGGAAACAAGACGUACAAUGGGUGUUACACUCAGACUGGGUCCGGAAUGAACAUUGCCCACUAGCGCCUCUAUAAACAGUUGUAUACGUGAAUCAGACUGGGUCUGGAAUGCCCACUGCCCACUAACUGGGGGACACAGGUGUUUCCAAGCAAAUCCACCAUCUUCUUCAAUCCAGGCACACAAGAUGAUGUGGUUGGAGCCUGGUAGUGUUCCUCUAUUUUCAUGCUCUGCAUUGACACUGGGUUGGUGCUGUAAAUGCAAUACAGCAGCAAUUUAACAAAAAUAUGAAGGUUACAGUUACAUUUAUGAAGUUGUAAAAAGUACAUGCUUAUCAGGUGUAUUUUGUAGGUGUGGAAGUGCAUGCGUACAUGUUGAUGUGCGUGUGUAAUAUUCCUACUAAUGGAGAGAUAUUGACUGCACAUUAGGCAGAGGGAUACAUUGAUAAGUUUAUCAUGUUGAUAAAAGCAGUGACACCUGGUAGAGAAACUAUUUAUAUGAUAAAUAUUAUUUAUAUGAUGAUUUAUAUGACAGUGGGAGAAAAAUCUUAAUUAACGAUUCACUGCUAAGUCACUGGUUUAGGCCUGGCAGGAUUGCUAAGUAUCCUUUUAACUUUAUCUCUACCUGAUGGCAGUAAAUAUAGUACCACCUUUAGGGCUCUGUGCCCUUGACUUGUUUGUCUGUUUGUCUAAACAUUGAUAUGUGAAUCUUGGCUGAUGUUGUUGUUGGUAUGAUGACACAUUGUCAUUGUGUACACACAUUUCAGGACUGUGGGCUGCUUCAACAUCUUUCAAAGCUAGACAGAUGUCAUCUGUAGCCUUGAAAAUGUCUGGACAGCAAAUUGUCUACUUUUGGGUGUGAGCAGGAAGUGUAAACACAGACAUAUCCGUAAUAUCCCUAAACAUAUCCCUAAUCAAUGUCUCUAGGACCAUACUGUACCUUGUUUUCCCCUGUGCACUUUUAUUUUUAGGAAUUUGUGUAAUUGUAAUGUGGUGAGCUACAGUAUUUAGAAGUUGUAAAUGCUAUGAUAUUAUUUAAUCAUUUAUUUACUUUCUGCUUAUUAGUAAUGUUCCUUGUGAUUUUGACAAUAUUAACUGAUAGAGAUUUACCUUGUACUCAUGGUACUCUAAUUAAUACACAAAUAGAUUAAAACACUGUUCUAAUGACAUGAAAUGCUCAAGGCCAGCUGCAUUUUUCCAUCAUGAGUAAUAGUGUUGAAAGUACAAUAUGGAGGAGCAGUAGUACAGUAUCAUCAUGUUCUCAAAUGAUAUGGUGCACACGGCAUACUGUAUAUUAACCUUCCAGUCAGGGACUAUGAAUCUGCAACAUCGUCAGUAACAUUAGUGGGGGAAAGCUGCCAGGUGAUUCAGAGCUGUAACAGACGCCGUAUUUCAGCCAUAAUUUAGUUUUUUUAACUGGCACUUGUACAAUGCCUUCAGAAAGCAUUCACACCCCUUGACUUUUCCACAUUU